GACGGCCAUGCAGCGCUCGCGGACGGCCGCGGACGACGCGGCUCUGCUCCUGGCCGGGCUGGGCCUGCGCGAAUCGGAGCCGACCGCCGACUCCCCGGGGCGCGUGCGGCGAGGGCCGCGGGCGGCGGACGAGGCGGCGCCAGCGCCGGGCCGCAGAGGCAAGGGCGGCGGCGGCGGUGGCCCCGAGGCCGCGCCCGACGUCCCCGGCCGCCCCGAGCGAGGCCCCCGCGCCAGCCUGGCGGGCUCGGACGGCGGCAGCGCGCGCUCCAGCGGCAUCAGCCUGGGCUACGAUCAGCGCCACGGCCCCGGCCCCGGGCCGCCGUCGGGGGGCAGCGCGCGCUCCAGCGUGUCCAGCCUGGGCUCCCGCGGCUCGGCGGGUGCCUACGCGGACCUGCUGCCGCCCGUCGUCGGCCCCGCACCCGCCCGCUCUCCGGAGCCUGCCCCGUUCCCGUUCCCGUUGCCGUCGCUGCCGCUGCCCCCGGGCCGGGAGGGCGGCCCGAGUGCGGCCGAGCGGCGGCUGGAAGCGCUCACGCGGGAACUGGAGCGCGCGCUCGAGGCGCGCACGGCGCGGGACUACUUCGGCAUUUGUAUCAAGUGUGGGCUUGGCAUCUACGGAGCGAGGCAGGCGUGCCAGGCGAUGGGGGGCCUGUAUCACACUGACUGCUUCAUCUGUGACUCCUGCGGGAGACGCCUCCGCGGCAAGGCCUUCUAUAACGUGGGUGAGAAAGUGUACUGCCAGGAGGACUUCCUGUACUCCGGGUUCCAGCAAACAGCUGACAAGUGUAGCGUGUGUGGACACCUCAUCAUGGAGAUGAUCCUUCAGGCCCUUGGCAAGUCCUACCACCCGGGCUGCUUCCGCUGCUCAGUGUGCAACGAGUGUCUGGAUGGUGUUCCCUUCACUGUGGAUGUGGAGAACAACAUCUACUGCGUCAGAGACUAUCACGUGGUGUUUGCACCAAAGUGUGCCUCCUGUGCCCGCCCCAUCCUCCCCGCACAGGGCUGUGAGACAACCAUUCGUGUGGUGUCCAUGGACAGAGACUACCAUGUGGAGUGUUACCACUGUGAGGAUUGUAGGAUGCAGCUGAGCGGGGAGGAGGGACGCCGCUGCUACCCCAUGGAGGGGCACCUGCUCUGCCGCCGUUGCCACCUGAGGCGCCUCGGACAGGGCCCGCUCCCCUCUCCUGCUGUGCACGUGACUGAGCUCUGAGAAGCAGCUAUCAGAGGGAGGGGUGACCCGUGCUCUCCCCUCCUCCCCCUCCACCCAGCUGCUGUCCCUUCCGCAGGGGCCGGACCCCAGCGACAAAGAAGCAAUUUCUAUUUAUUCACCUUCUGUGCCUGAAGCCACUUCCCCUGCUGGGUCCCAGGACUGCCUCUCCAGUGCAUUUUGCUCCUCCCGGUCUCAGCUCCCAGAGGCAG
This is a messenger RNA of Acomys russatus (golden spiny mouse), 1416 nucleotides long. It is a transcript of the gene Wtip, whose product is annotated as WT1 interacting protein. Gene Ontology annotation, cellular component: P-body; nucleus; adherens junction. The transcript is spliced from 8 exons. The record is from RefSeq and is a predicted model, not a curated record. The coding region runs from base 8 to 1207 and encodes 399 amino acids. Gene Ontology annotation, molecular function: transcription corepressor activity. NCBI's taxonomy places the organism in Eukaryota, Metazoa, Chordata, Mammalia, Rodentia, Muridae. Gene Ontology annotation, biological process: negative regulation of hippo signaling; regulation of DNA-templated transcription; response to hypoxia.